GCGAACAACAAAUUAUUCGCUAGAGUAGGUCAAUAAACAGCAGACUGGUAAAUCAAGCGAUUAACAAAAUAGCAUUAAAAAAACAUACAAGGAAAAUGAACAGGAAACUAUGGCAAAACCCGCUGAUAUAUUAUGACGAUCGGUCUUGUUUAUAUACGAAAUGUAAAGUUUUAAUCACAACACUAUGGACCUCUCAGAGAAACAGUCCAGUUCGCUGGGUUUAUUUAGUUUAAUUGUUAGUUUUCUAUUAGUGAAUAGUGAAAUUGUUGCAGCUGUGGCGCCAGUGUGUAGUGCCGGUGAAGUGGCCACUGAUUGUUACAACGCGUGUCGAGCGACUUGUAAAACUAGGAUAUACAAUGACAGAUUCUGUACGCAAGAGUGCAGAAAGGGAUGUGACUGCCCUGAGGGACGAUUGAGACAUGACAAUGGUACUUGCGUACCCGUUUAUGAAUGCUCAACACCCGACUGUAAAUACCAAGACACAGAGUACUACAGCAACUGUGGCACGGCCUGUGAGUUGACUUGUGAAAACUACAAGAAUCCGCCAGAGGUCUGCACUCAACAGUGUGUCGACAAAUGCUUCUGUUACAAAGGGUUCGUCAGAGCACCGGAUGGAUCAUGCGUGAAGCCAGAAAAUUGUCCUGCCCCAGUAAUCUGUCCAGCCAACGAAGUGUACUACAAAUGCAAAGACGAGCGAUGCUACACUGACUGCAACCAGCUCUACACCUCGCGCCCCUGCCCGUCUCUCUCGGCUGACUGCUACAACCCUGGGUGUCUCUGCAAGGAAGGGUGGUACAGGAACAGCUCAGGAGUUUGCGUUACUGAGGAGCAAUGCGGAGUCAAAAUAAACUGCCCCGCCGACCAAGUAUACUCAAAAUGCAUUGACGAGAGAUGUUACACGACCUGCAACCACUUAUUCAUGAACCGCGCAUGUCCCUCCAUCAGUGAAGAUUGCUUCAAGCCGGGCUGUCUUUGUAAACCAGGAUCGUAUUGGAAUAAAGAAGGCGUUUGUGUCCCUGAAAGUCAAUGCCCACCCAACACAUGUCCAAGUCACGAAAGACCAGCAGAUUGCUACAACGCCUGCCGGGAGAACUCUUGCACCACCCGGCUUCAGACCAAGAAGGAUUGUGACUACCGCUGCGAACACGAUAAAUGCACGUGUCAAGAUGAUUACUACAGGCAUAGCAAUGGAUCUUGUGUUACGCCUUUAGAAUGCUCACCACCAAAAUGCAAGGAAGACGAGGUGUACAACAACUGCGCUACAGCGUGUCCCAUUACUUGCGCGAACCGGAACAACCCUCCCGAGGUGUGCAUCACCCUGUGUGUGGAGGAAUGCUCCUGCAAGCCUGGCCUGAUCCGGGAUCAGGAUGGCUCGUGUGUGCUACCUGAAGACUGCUCUAUAUCACCACCUACCUGUGCGGCCAACGAAGAGCCGACUGACUGCGACAACGACUGCCUCCCGACAUGCAAGACCAGGUCCAAGUCAGACCAGCAACUGUGCUCUGCAGACUGCAAGCCGGGGUGCAAGUGUAAAGAGGGGUUCUUGAAGAAUGACAACAACGUCUGUGUGCCCGAGGAUGAGUGCUAUUCAGCGCUGUGUAAUGCUGAUGAAGUGAGGAAAGAAUGUGGAUCCCCGUGUGAAACUAAUUGCGAGAACUAUGACGAUCGCAACACAGCAGUGUGUGUGAAGGAUUGUGUGGAUGGAUGUUUCUGCAAGGAAGGACUGAUUCGUCUCUCUAAAACAUCUUUGGCUUGCGUCAAACCAAAGGAUUGUCCAAAGCCACCAAAUCCACCAACAGAAGUUUGCGGCCAGAACGAAGUGUAUGAAAAGUGUAAGAUCCACUGCCCCCCACAACUGUGCAGCACAGUGUAUGCUCCCAUCAACUGCUUCGCUCCGGACUACUGCACGGAACCCGGGUGCAACUGCAAGGAAGGGUUCCUGAGAAACGGCACGACAACUGACCCCUGCAUACGGAGGGAAGAUUGCCCUAAACCAACUUGUCCGGACAAAGAGGUUUUCAGUGAGUGUGGCUCAAGAUGCGAGCUGACUUGCGACAACUAUGGCAACCCACAGAAAUGCUCGGACCAAUGUGUGACCGGCUGCUUCUGCAAGCCAGGACUUGUGAGGAACUCUGAUGGACUUUGCGUCAAGCCGAGAGAAUGUCAGCCUGAAAAAAUAUGUGGAGUAAACGAGAAGCCAGUGGGUUGCUACAACCCCUGCACUGAGAACUCUUGCAAGACUAGACUGAACCCACCCGUAGCCUGUACUCUGUCUUGUGAGAUCAACGGCUGCGCUUGCGCAGAUAACAACUUCAGACAUGACAAUAACACUUGUGUUCCUGUCGAACAAUGUUCGCCUCCCCAAUGUGGCAAAGAUGAAGUCUACAGCCGAUGCGCUCCCAAAGAAGAGUUGACGUGUGCCAACUGCAAGAACCCACCUAGAAACAAUGAUCACCAGUGUGUGGAGAAGUGUGUUUGCAAGGACGGUUUAGUCAGAGGUCCAAAUGGAAAAUGCAUCAAAUCUGAAAAGUGCCCUCAAAUCCAAUGCGGCAAGAACGAAGUAUUUGCAGAAUGCCGCACUAAGUGCCCGCCUCAGAACUGUUUGUCACUAUACGCCCAGUUCAGAUGCCAAGAGAAUAUUCCUUGUGAACCCGGCUGUAAUUGCAAAGAAGGGUACAAGAGGAAUGGCAACUUCAGCGCACCCUGUAUACCAGUUAAGGAUUGUCCGAAACCAGGAGAAACAGAACCACCACAAAUCAAAUGCGGCCGGAACGAAGUCUAUACCAACUGCACAAUCAAAUGCCCGCCUCAAACCUGCAACGCGUUGUACGCCAAGUUCAAGUGCGCAUCAGACAUCCCGUGUGAACCGGGGUGCAACUGUCGUGAGGGGUACCGGAGAAACGGCAAUGAGAAUGCCCCUUGCAUACCUGUGAAGGAAUGCCCUAAUACGAGUGUAGCGCCGCCACCUCAACAGCAGUGCGGUCACAACGAAGUAUACACUAAAUGCAAGAAGUCCUGUCCUCCCGAAUCCUGCUUAUCCAAGUUCAUUAAGGUCAGCUGCCUUGAAGACCAGGCUUGCUCCGGCGGCUGUAAGUGCCGGAAGGGGUACCUGAGGAACGGCACGGCACCGGACAGUCCGUGUAUACGGAAACGACACUGUCAGGCGCCGGAACCGAUCCCUCUAUGUGGCCCUAACGAAGUGUUUGUGAGAGACGCGGAUGUCAAACAGAGCACUUGCAGCAACCCACAGGGUGACAGCAUUCCGUCGUAUACAGGAUGUAUAUGCCAGUUGGGCUACGUCAAGAAUGACAACGACGAAUGUGUGGACCCUAAACAAUGUGCUCCUCAACUCCCGCAGUGCGGUGAAAACCAGGUGUUCUCAAACUGCAGCAGCGCCUGUCUGAAGACAUGUCGCAACAGGUUCCUCCACCCCGUGUGUACGCGCCAGUGCAAGCCGGCUUGCGUGUGUGCUGAUGGAUAUCUGAAGCAUGACGACGGCACUUGCGUUCGGGUAGAACAAUGCUUACAGGGAUGGGUGAGGAUGAGGAACGCUAACGUCAUGGUUGGUAAACAUAUUUUAUUUGUUAGACAAAAGUUGAACUUUUAUAAUAAUAAUGUGUUUCUUCUUACAGCACCCCCUCAAUGUGGCCCCAACGAGCACUUCGAGUCGUGUCCUCCGAACUGUCCUCCAAACACCUGCCUCGCCAACAGAGCCAGAUAUGACUGCAAGAAGUUCUCCAAAGAAUGCAUCCCCCAAUGCUACUGUGACGAAGGCUACCAGAGGAACAAGAACAAUGUUUGUGUUAAGACCGAAAAUUGCGAUUGCCCUAAAUCCAUUUCAAUAAAGGUGAAGAAAAUUUUCAGCAUUAUUCAUAGUUGUCUCAUCUUUGAGCAGGACAACACUCUCAGUAUGAGAAUAAUAGUGUUAAUAGGAUGUUUACUCUAUUUAAUUCAUACGGCCCAGUCCAAUAUACGAUACGAUCCUGAAAGAAGCGACGAAACUGAGGAUGAAUAUUCCGACGACGAAGAAAAAGACGAAGAAAGUUGUGAAUCUAUAAUCGAAUGUGGAGAGAACGAAGUGGCCACAAACUGUUACAACCCUUGCCAGAAGACUUGCAAGACACGGUUCAGGGCAAACGUGACUGAUUGCCACACCAAAUGUGAAGAAGGCUGCAUUUGCUCAGAUGGAUAUCUAAGAAAUGAUGACAACGAAUGUGUGCCUAUCGAGAAUUGCUCUCCACCGCAAUGCAGCAGUGGUGAAGAAUACAAGACCUGCGGCACCGCUUGUGAGGAGACCUGCCAGAACUAUGAGAACACGUGCAAGUUCUGCAACUUCAAGUGUGUAGAAGGGUGUUUCUGUAAGAAAGGCCUCGUACGGGACGCCAAUGGUGUCUGCGUUACACCGGAAAAAUGCCCCAAACCAAUUUGCAAAGGGCCUAACGAGUACUACGACAAAUGCCCUAACACUUGUCCACCGCAAGAGUGCUCUGCAGACAGAAAGUCCUACGAUUGUUCCAACACUAAGAACUGCUGCGCUCCUCAAUGUCGGUGCGUUAAAGGACAUCUUAGAGAUAAUAAAGGCAUAUGCAUCCCUGAGGAGAAAUGUCCAAAGACAUCACCACCGCCAAGUCCGUGCGGUAAGAACGAAGUCUACAGCGAAUGCAAGAUACAAUGUCCGCCACAAACGUGCACAGCGUCGCAACAGAAGAACUACUACUGCGAACCGGAGGUCGGGAAAAAGAAAUGUGAGCCAGGCUGCAACUGUCGCAGUGGGUAUGUGAGGAACAAGACCUCUGACGACUUCUGUAUACUGGCCAGCGAGUGUCCACCGUUACCUACUACUACGCCUAAACCACCUGAACCAGAAUGUCCAAAUGAUGAAGAAUACACAACGUGCACAUUGAACAAAUGUCCCAGAACUUGCAACGAUUUCAUAAACGGAACCUCUUGUACGAAUACUAGUGCUGAUUGUUAUCAACCUGGCUGUGUAUGUAUCGGUGAUUUGGUCAGAGCCUCUAACGGAUCCUGUAUUUCUACUGCCGAAUGUCCUCCAAUCAUUUGCAAUGAGACUGAAGAGUACAAUGAAUGUGGAACGGCUUGCGAAGACACUUGCAGUAAUUACAACGAGACGGGGAAAACUUGUACAAAACAGUGUGUCAGUGGAUGUUUCUGUAAGAAAAAUUUGGUCCGAGCUGAAAAUGGGACUUGUAUAUCGCCUAAGCAAUGCCCACCAACACAGUGUAAAGAAAAUGAAGUCUACAGUGAUUGCAAGUUCGUGUGCCCGCCACAAACCUGCGAUUCACUUUACACCUCCUAUGUGCCGUGUGACGACUGCGUACCAGGAUGCAACUGCGUCGAUGGAUACCUGAGGAAUGGCACUGCUAAUGAUCUUUGCAUUCCUAGUGACUUAUGUCCGCCUGGUCCAGUUAAUAAUACUGCUACAACCACCCCUCCUGGAGGAUCCACUUCAUCUUCAUCCGGUACGACCAGGUCUGCAACCGGCAAUCCACCGUCAUCAGGUGGUCCAACACCUCCAAGCAACACUUCAUCACCGUCUGGUGGACCUAACAACGCAACAACUGGUGGAAGUACGUCUCCAAACAAUGGAACAAGUACUUCCAGUGUCACAGUUUCACCAACCUCAUCAGAUAGUUCCUCUUCAAGCACAAAUACCACCGUUUCUACGUCACCAUCUUCUGAUGGAUCAACGGCAUCUCCCGGAGUUUGUGCAAACAAUGAGACAUUUGUCGACUGCACUGACAUAAAAUGUUACCAAACAUGCGAUGAUGUCAAUAACAGACCAACAUGUCCUACAAUUGAAAAUGAAUGUAGCAAACCAGGAUGCAUUUGUAUUGACGGCUACGUUAAAGACCAAAACGGAAUUUGUAUAGAUGCUGAUGACUGCCCUAUCCCCAACCAACCAAUAUGUCCACAAAACGAGCGGUAUACACUUUGUAACCUCACAAAGUGUUACCAAACUUGCGAGGAUGUACAGAGGAAACCAGAAUGUCCAGAAAUAGACUCUUUAUGUGAAAAGGGUGGCCCAGCAUGCGUGUGCAUUGAUGGCUAUGUGAGAACUGCCAAUGGAACUUGCAUUGAUGCGGAUGACUGUCCUGUAAAGCCUAUCCCCGAAUGCCCAAUCAACGAGGAAUACACAACAUGUAGACUGGACAAAUGCUACGCUACUUGUGAUGACGUCAUCAACAAGCCGGACUGCAAGGCUUCUUCCGGCUGCUUUAGGCCUGGCUGUGUGUGUAUCGAAGGGUACGCCAGAGCUCGAAAUGGAUCCUGUAUUGAUGCUGAUGAAUGCCCUCGCAACCCUCCACCGGAAUGUCCGACAAACGAAGAAUAUACAACGUGUGUAGAUACGAAAUGCUACCAAACAUGCGAUGAUGUCACUCAGGAAUCUGAUUGUGAAGCUGCCUCUGAUUGCUAUCGCCCUGGCUGCAUCUGUAUAGAUGGAUAUGCCAGAGCUAGAAACGGAACCUGCAUCGAUGCCGACGAAUGUGUCGUAACCGCAACACCAACAGGAACCACAACCCAGUCAACAUCAUCUGGUCAAACCAAUUCUUCGGGAGGUAGUUCUACUAGCUCCGGAACUAGCACAACUGCUCCUGGAGGUAGCACCACUAGCCCUGGAGGCAGCACCACUAGCCCUGGAGGAAACAGUAGCCCUGGAGGCAGUUCUGGUCCUGGAGGCAGCACCACUAGCCCUGGAGGCAGCACCACUAGCCCUGGAGGAAACAGUAGCCCUGGAGGCAGUUCUGGUCCUGGAGGCAGCACCACUAGCCCUGGAGGCAGCACCACUAGCCCUGGAGGAAACAGUAGCCCUGGAGGCAGUUCUGGUCCUGGAGGCAGCACCACUAGCCCUGGAGGUAGCACCACUAGCCCUGGAGGCAGCACCACUAGCCCUGGAGGAAACAGUAGCCCUGGAGGCAGUUCUGGUCCUGGAGGCAGCACCACUAGCCCUGGAGGCAGCACCACUAGCCCUGGAGGAAACAGUAGCCCUGGAGGCAGUUCUGGUCCUGGAGGCAGCACCACUAGCCCUGGAGGCAGCACCACUAGCCCUGGAGGAAACAGUAGCCCUGGAGGCAGUUCUGGUCCUGGAGGCAGCACCACUAGCCCUGGAGGCAGCACCACUAGCCCUGGAGGAAACAGUAGCCCUGGAGGCAGUUCUGGUCCUGGAGGCAGCACCACUAGCCCUGGAGGCAGCACCACUAGCCCUGGAGGAAACAGUAGCCCUGGAGGCAGUUCUGGUCCUGGAGGCAGCACCACUAGCCCUGGAGGCAGCACCACUAGCCCUGGAGGAAACAGUAGCCCUGGAGGCAGUUCUGGUCCUGGAGGCAGCACCACUAGCCCUGGAGGCAGCACCACUAGCCCUGGAGGAAACAGUAGCCCUGGAGGCAGUUCUGGUCCUGGAGGCAGCACCACUAGCCCUGGAGGUAGCACCACUAGCCCUGGAGGCAGCACCACUAGCCCUGGAGGAAACAGUAGCCCUGGAGGCAGUUCUGGUCCUGGAGGCAGCACCACUAGCCCUGGAGGCAGCACCACUAGCCCUGGAGGAAACAGUAGCCCUGGAGGCAGUUCUGGUCCUGGAGGCAGCACCACUAGCCCUGGAGGCAGCACCACUAGCCCUGGAGGAAACAGUAGCCCUGGAGGCAGUUCUGGUCCUGGAGGCAGCACCACUAGCCCUGGAGGAAACAGUAGCCCUGGAGGCAGUUCUGGUCCUGGAGGCAGCACCACUAGCCCUGGAGGCAGCACCACUAGCCCUGGAGGAAACAGUAGCCCUGGAGGCAGUUCUGGUCCUGGAGGAAGCACCACUAGCCCUGGAGGUAGCACCACUAGCCCUGGAGGAAGCACCACUAGCCCUGGAGGCAGCACCACUAGCCCUGGAGGAAACAGUAGCCCUGGAGGCAGUUCUGGUCCUGGAGGCAGCACCACUAGCCCUGGAGGCAGCACCACUAGCCCUGGAGGCAGCACCACUAGCCCUGGAGGAAACAGUAGCCCUGGAGGCACUACUAAACCUGGAAGUGGCACUACUAAACCUGGAACUGGCUCUACUGCCCCUGGAGGUGGAACUACUAAACCUGGAAGUGGCUCUACUUCACCCGGAGGUGGCACGACUAAACCUGGAAGUGGCACUACUAAACCUGGAAGUGGCUCUACUUCCCCCGGAGGUGGCACGACUAAACCUGGAAGUGGCACUACUAAACCGGGCACAGGCUCUACUGCCCCUGGAGGAGGCACUACAAAACCUGGAAGUGGCACUACAAAACCUGGAAGUGGCACUACUAAACCUGGAACUGGCUCUACUGCCCCUGGAGGUGGAACUACUAAACCUGGAAGUGGCUCUACUUCACCCGGAGGUGGCACGACUGAACCUGGAAGUGGCACUACUAAACCUGGAAGUGGCUCUACUUCCCCCGGAGGUGGCACGACUAAACCUGGAAGUGGCACUACUAAACCGGGCACAGGCUCUACUGCCCCUGGAGGAGGCACUACAAAACCUGGAAGUGGCACUACAAAACCUGGAAGUGGCUCUACUGCCCCUGGAGGCGGUACUACCAUUAAAAAUAAUACCAGUUCUUCAGGAUCAUCAACUUAUAACCCUGGGUCAACUACUCCAUCAGCAAGUAGCUCUGCACAAACUACAAAACCUGGAAGUUCUUCAACUAGCCCCGGGCAAAAUACUUCAUCCAGCGGAAGCACGUCCAGUACAAGUCAAAGCUCUCCCGGUAAUGACACUACUACUAAUGCGUCACAAACGACCGUCUCAGGGGGUGGAAAUACCAACUCAGCAACGUCUAGUCAAUCUGGCUCUACCAACACUUCUGGACAAACUACCCCAUCUGGCCCUGGUGGCUCAACAGGAGCAGGAAGUAGUUCAUCUGGCCCUGGAAAUACCAGUCCUGGUAAUAAUACUACUAAUUCUACACAAACAACACCAUCAGGGGGUGGAUCUACUGGCAGUCAAUCUGCUUCAACAAAUACUUCAGACCCGACAUCUUCUGGACAAACUACCCCAUCUGGUCCAACUACUACAUCCCGUCCAAACACUUCUACAACUCCUAAACCAGUUUGCAAAGAAAACCAAACAUACAAAGAGUGUGGACCAACGUGUGAGCAAACCUGUGCUAAUUACAACGAGUCUCUUCUUUGUUCAUCAUCUUGUAACUCCGGAUGCUUCUGUAACUCUGGACUCGUCAGAUCGCCAAAUGGGACUUGUAUCAAUCCCUCGGAUUGUGGAAACACGACUACACCUGAAGAUUGUCCUGUUAACGAAAUAUUCGUAGAAUGUACCUUAACCAGAUGCUAUCAAACAUGCGAGGAUGUGAUAUCUGGAGACGAAUGCGAGGAAGUGCCAUAUUAUUGUUAUGAGCCUGGUUGCGUUUGUAAAGACGGCUUUGUACGAGCGGACAACGGCACUUGCAUUGAUGCUGAUGAAUGUACACCACCACCAACCCCAACCUGCGGUCCUAACGAGCAGUACGUGAAAUGUAAUCUAACUAAAUGCUACCAAACUUGCAACGAUGUGCUCACUCAGCCAGACUGUCCGUAUAUAGACGAGGAUUGCGUGCAGCCUGCUUGCGUCUGCAUUGACGGCUGGGUGAGGGGGCCUGAUGGCAAUUGCAUAGAUGCCGAUGAUUGUUUUCCAAUUCAAUGCGCUCCGAAUGAAAAGUAUGUGACAUGCAAUCUUACUAAAUGCUACCCAACUUGCGACGAUGUUCUAAGUGGAAAGCAGUGUCAACCAAUCCCUAACGAUUGUGAUUCGCCUGGCUGUAUAUGUAUUGAUGGAUUCUCAAAAGAUGCAAACGGAACGUGCAUUGACGCUGAUGACUGUACGCCAUCAUCCUCGACACCCGGAGGCUCAACCUCAAGUGAUGGGCAAACUUCUAAUUCUGGAAGUAGCACCGCUGGCCCUGGCUCUGGAAGUAGCCCUGGCUCUGGAAGUAGCCCUGGCUCUGGAAGUAGCCCUGGCUCUGGAAGUAGCCCUGGCUCUGGAAGUAGCCCUGGCUCUGGAAGUAGCCCUGGCUCUGGAAGUAGCACAGCUGGCCCUGGCUCUGGGAGUAGCACCGCUGGCCCUGGCUCUGGAAGUAGCCCUGGCUCUGGAAGUAGCCCUGGCUCUGGCUCUGGAAGUAGC
Messenger RNA from Plutella xylostella (diamondback moth), 10141 nucleotides. Lineage: Eukaryota; Metazoa; Arthropoda; Insecta; Lepidoptera; Plutellidae. The record is from RefSeq and is a predicted model, not a curated record.